AUGGAUUAUAUACAGCCCGCCCAUCUCUACUCUCGUAUCUUGGAAAACGUCCCAUGGAAAUCUGGUGAUCCUAACGCCGUCAAGGGCGAUCCCAAAAAAAGUGUGAAAUGGAUCGAUGGUCUGAGAGGUAUUGCCUCAUUCCUCGUCGUGCUCACCCAUCUUGCGCGUGCUUGGGAUUAUGAUCUAUUCGCGCCCCGUGACGAUGUAGAUAUCGCACCACGCCUUCUUCAGUUGCCUGUUCUUCGUAUUCCCUGGCAAGGACGUCUUGGUGUCACCAUCUUCGCUUUUCUUACUGGUUAUGUCUGCGCAUUGAAGCCUAUCAAACAGGCUCGCAAUGGUGACUUUCUUGGAUCUUUCACAUCGGUGGCAAAGAGUGCCUUCCGUCGCCCACCUCGUCUCAUUUUCCCCGCCACUAUCGCACUAAUCAUUUCCUGGGUUAUGGCUCAAUGUGGUGCCUUUAUCGCCGCGAACCGGUCUGACUGCUGGUGGUGCCGUUAUGCUUCUCCGGAUCUUGAAGACUCGCUCUGGAAGGAGUUUAUUCGCCUUUUCGAAAACUUCUUGGGUGUUUGGACUACAGGUUAUAUGGCUUAUGAUGAUCACCAGUGGGCGCUUUUGCCGCUCUUGAAGGCAUCGAUGUUGGUCUAUGUUAUGCUUUGCAUUGUUAUGUUUGUCAAGUUCCGAUACCGCUUGGGGAUUUACCUGGGAAUGUACCUUUACUUCCACCAGGAUGCCACGAAGAACACAGAAACAUUCCAAAUGCAAGCCAUCUACGGUAUGUUCCUUAGUGAUCUCGCCUACCAAGUUUCCUUCAAGGAAUUUAUCGAACGUCACAAGUGGCCUCGCAGAGUCGUAGUCACACUUCUCUGGGUCUCCGGUCUGAUGAUUUGCUCCUACCCUGGCGAACACCCCGAGUGGGCCACGUGGUCCAACUACAUGUUCGAAGCGGCACACUAUAUCUUCCCACCAGAUGUGAAUAUCGGAAAACGCUACUCGGCAAUCGGAGUCGAUCUGAUUAUUCUGGCGAUCUACCUGUCUCCUUCAACCAAGGAAUUCCUAGCAAACCGUCUGCUUCUAUGGCUCGGCAAGCAAAGUUUCGCCGUCUACCUCGUCCACGGAACUCUUCUGCGCACUGUUCUUUGCUGGAUGCUCUAUGGUAUCACUGGACAACCCUGGGAUGGAGAGCCAGUGGAUGGUAACGGCCAGCCUCUCUUAGAUGAGAAGGGUGAGCCACUCCACCCACACUGGAUUCCUAUCCGCCCUCCCUGGGUUGUGGGUAUUUCUAUCCCAUGCUGGAUCGUGUUGGUCUACAUUUGUGCGUCCAUGUGGACAACCUAUGUUGACCCGUUCUGUGCCAAAAUGGCACUUAAGCUGGAGAAGAAGAUGUUCCAGCAAGACGAGAAGUCUGUUGAGGCCCUGCCUCUUACUAGCAUGCCCAUGACCACUGCUUAG
This is a messenger RNA of Penicillium angulare, 1449 nucleotides long. Its product is annotated as acyltransferase family protein. Gene Ontology annotation, cellular component: membrane. The record is from RefSeq and is a predicted model, not a curated record. Lineage: Eukaryota; Fungi; Ascomycota; Eurotiomycetes; Eurotiales; Aspergillaceae. The transcript has 3 exons. Gene Ontology annotation, molecular function: acyltransferase activity, transferring groups other than amino-acyl groups. Gene Ontology annotation, biological process: polysaccharide biosynthetic process. Bases 1 to 1449 code for a protein of 482 amino acids.